CAUCUAUCUAACUAACGCAGAAAGCUUCAGACGCCUGCCCACGCAGCAUUUUGGCUUCGCUGCUCCGGUCGCUUCUCAGCCGCCAUGGCGCCCACCGAGCUGCCCAAGCUGGGCCCCGAGUCGCCGGCACGCAAUGUGCAGCAGCUGAAGAAGGGGAUGAAUGUCAUCGCAGCGUUGCUGCGGAACAAGGCGCAGGCGUCGCCGGCGCGGGCUUCGGCGGCUUCGGCCGCCGCGCCGCUGGAAACGCCGGAGAAGCCGAAGGCACCAAAGAGGAGGGCGGAGAAACUGAGCCCAGAGCCCAAAAAGUCCCCAAAGAAGCCUGGCAAGGGCAAAGGCGAGACCAAGGAAGGCAAAGAAGCCACGGCGCGAAACAAGUCGAGUCCAAAGGCGCCCCGAACGCCCAGACCGGAAAAACCGGCCAAGGUGGCCAAGGCCAAAGCGGCCAAAGCGGCCAAAGCGAAGGUGCAGCCAGUGCCCAGCAAGAUCACCAAGAAAGCGAAGGCCCCUGAGGUGCGGAUUGUGGGGAAAGGAGGAACCAAGGGGAAAGCCCGUGUCUUCGCCCAACUGCAGCAAAACCUGAAGGGCAUUUCGAAGCCGGAUUUGAGGCGUUUAGCCCGACGUGCGGGUGUUCAGCGGAUGUCUGCAGCCAUUAUGGACGAGAUGAGGGAGGCGCCUCAAAUCUUUCUCAAGAAGACGCUGUCGGAUGUGGUGGUCUAUGUGGAGCACGCCAAGCGCAAAACCGCCAUGCCUUAUGACGUGGUGCUGAGCUUGCGCCGCAUGGGGCGAUCCAUGUAUGGCUACUGAGCGGCUACGAUGUCCACGAAGUGACCAUCCACACA
This is a messenger RNA of Cladocopium goreaui, 839 nucleotides long. The record is from the annotation of a GenBank genome assembly. Lineage: Eukaryota; Dinophyceae; Suessiales; Symbiodiniaceae.